Messenger RNA from Phragmites australis (common reed), 1360 nucleotides. Its product is annotated as ribosome biogenesis protein BRX1 homolog 1-like. NCBI's taxonomy places the organism in Eukaryota, Viridiplantae, Streptophyta, Magnoliopsida, Poales, Poaceae. The transcript is spliced from 8 exons. Gene Ontology annotation, cellular component: nucleolus. Bases 198 to 1190 code for a protein of 330 amino acids. The record is from RefSeq and is a predicted model, not a curated record. Gene Ontology annotation, molecular function: rRNA binding. Gene Ontology annotation, biological process: ribosomal large subunit assembly; rRNA processing.
CUCGCUUCUCCUCUGGCUCCUCCGGGCCGGUUCGUAGCCGGAUUUCCUCCAACUGGGCUGCAUAGGCCCAUCAGGCCCACAUGACGGCCUCAACUACACGAUCCAAGAGGCUUAAACCCUAGCUCACCGUCGUGCUCGUCUCCCCUCACGCAAAGCGCCGCCGCCUCCGCACCGUCGAGCCCGCGCAGAACACGCCCAUGGCGAAGAAGCGGAAGCGCACCGACGCCCCCGCAGAGGCGGCCGGCGCCGAGAAGCCUGACGACUCCGCGCCGGCGCGCCCGGAGCGCACGCUCUUCGGCUUCAAGGACCCGUCCGCCCCGGCCCCCGACGCCGAGCCCGCCUCCGCGGUCGGCAGGGCUGCGGCACCGCCGGCUGCGGCGCAGUUCCGUAACAAGGAGAAGGUGCUCGUGACCUGCUCCCGCCGCAUCACAUACAGGUAUCGGCAUCUGAUGCAGGACGUGGUGUCGCUUCUCCCGCACGCGAAGAAGGACAGCAAGGUCGAGUCGAAGCAGAGCAAGGGCAACGCGCUGAACGAGCUGCUCGAGCUCAGGAGCUGCUCAAGUUGCCUCUUCUUCGAGUGCAGAAAACAGAAAGAUCUUUACCUUUGGAUGGUCAAGUCCCCUGGAGGUCCAUCCAUAAAAUUUCUAGUUAACGCUGUUCACACUAUGGAGGAGUUGAAGCUUACUGGCAACCAUUUGAAAGGGUCACGCCCGCUUCUAACAUUUUCUACAAAUUUUGACGAGCAACCUCACUGGAAGCUUGUGAAGGAAAUGCUAACUCAGUUUUUUGCUACUCCAAAAGAUCAUCGGAAAGCAAAACCUUUCCAUGACCAUGUGUUUGUCUUCUCCAUCGUGGAUGGCCAUGUUUGGUUUCGCAAUUACCAGAUUUCUGUUCCCCACAAUGAGAUUGACAAAGUUGAUAAAGGAGGUCUGGAUAAAAUGACACUUAUUGAGGUUGGCCCCAGGUUCUGUUUGAAUCCAAUCAAAAUAUUUGGUGGUAGUUUUGGUGGCCCUACAUUGUAUGAGAACCCAUACUAUAUUUCUCCCAAUCAGAUCCGUGCCCUAGAAAAGCGGAAGAAGGCAGGCAAGUACGCCAAGAAGGUGAAGGCCAAGGUGAGGAGGAAGAUGCACGAGAUGGAGAACGCCCUGGAGCCAGAUGAAUUUGCUGAUAUGUGGAAAGGGGAGGAUUAGUGCGGCUGAAGCGAUCGAAUCAUUGAACUUCCUGUACCUACUACAUUCAGCUCGCACGUAUUUUGUUUAGCUAUCACCGUGUUGUCAAAGUUUUUGUAUGACGAAGUAUAAUUAUUUACGUCAACCGGAUCUUUUCAGUGAUAAAUCCUGCCCAUCUCUCCUCUUGUUUA